Molecule: messenger RNA, 1010 nt
Organism: Zophobas morio
Lineage: Eukaryota; Metazoa; Arthropoda; Insecta; Coleoptera; Tenebrionidae
Product: ribonucleoside-diphosphate reductase subunit M2-like
Exons: 4
Coding region: 30-1010 (326 amino acids)
Biological process (GO): deoxyribonucleotide biosynthetic process
Molecular function (GO): oxidoreductase activity
Source: RefSeq, a predicted model, not a curated record
GUGCAUCAUUAGCAGUAAAUUCUUCCUUAAUGAACAAUCAAUGGAAAACUGAACCUCUUCUUACGCCAAAUCCUAAACGCUUUGUCUUGUUUCCCAUACAAUAUCCCGAGAUUUGGGAAAUGUACAAGAAAGCUGAAGCUUCUUUUUGGACAACUGAAGAAGUUGAUUUAUCCAAAGAUCUAGCGCACUGGGAUUCUUUAAAUUCUAAAGAAAAACAUUUUAUAUCCCAUGUUUUAGCCUUUUUUGCUGCCAGUGAUGGUAUAGUUAAUGAAAACUUAUUGGAAAACUUUUCUACAGAAGUGCAAAUACCUGAAGCUCGCUGUUUUUAUGGCUUUCAAAUAGCAAUAGAAAACAUUCAUUCUGAGAUGUACUCCCUUCUUAUUGAUACUUACAUCAAAGAUCCUGAUGAAAAAUUAUUUUUGUUUAAUGCCAUUGAAAACUUACCUGCCGUAAAAAAAAAGUCACUUUGGGCGCUCCGCUGGAUUAAUAAAAACUCUUCCUUUGGUGAAAGAUUAGUUGCUUUUGCGGCUGUUGAAGGGAUUUUUUUUUCUGGUUCAUUUGCUGCGAUAUUUUGGUUGAAAAAACGUGGGCUCAUGCCCGGCCUUACUUUUUCUAAUGAGCUAAUCAGUAGAGAUGAAGGUCUUCACUGCGAUUUUGCUUGUCUUUUGUUUGGAUAUUUGCGAAACAAACCGGUCAGCGAGGCCAUCAUUGCAAUCAUAACUGAAGCAGUUAAACUUGAACAAGAAUUUCUUACGGAUGCCCUUCCAGCGGAUUUAAUUGGAAUGAAUUGUAGUUUAAUGCGGCAAUAUAUAGAAUUUGUUGCUGAUAGACUCUUAUAUGCGCUGGGGCUUGACAAGUAUUACAAGGCUGAAAAUCCCUUUGAUUUUAUGGAACUGAUCUCUUUGGAAGGGAAAAGCAAUUUUUUUGAGAGGCGAGUAGGCGAGUAUAAAAAAGCAGGCGUUACAACCCCUUCCGAGGAAAAUUCAUUUGUUUUAGAUGCCGAUUUUUAG